Oncorhynchus nerka (sockeye salmon) is the source of this 5700-nucleotide messenger RNA. RefSeq lists its product as uncharacterized. The record is from RefSeq and is a predicted model, not a curated record. The transcript is spliced from 23 exons. Gene Ontology annotation, molecular function: microtubule binding; ATP binding; microtubule motor activity. Gene Ontology annotation, biological process: microtubule-based movement. Bases 458 to 4873 code for a protein of 1471 amino acids. Lineage: Eukaryota; Metazoa; Chordata; Actinopteri; Salmoniformes; Salmonidae.
AAGCAAGUGAACAUCAUGCCUAAGGGAAUAGGAACAGUUAGAAGAGACCCACCAAAAUCACUGACGUGUAUUUAGUUUCCUCAUCUUUCGUGCCGACUACGAUAUCGUUGGAUUUUAUCUGACCUGAAGAUCUAUCAUUUGCAUUGGCGCUGUUUGGUGUGUUUCUAUAUUUUAUUGUUGUUGUCUGUGUUUUUUUGGGAUCGUCGCCCAGAGGUUUCUGUAGCCGGUGGUUCUUCUGAGAAGUCGUUUUGUCCAGCUCGGGUAGUGACAUUCUGUAUCGGAUUCAAUGUGUAUCGUUACGUUGAUCCCUUUUUUUUGCGAAGUUUGGAAGCAUAUUUUUGAACGGAGGUUGUGAUAAUUUGUGAAUGUAUUAGAUGUUUCUAAACUCACUGCAAGCACUUUCCCGUUUUAUUUGUGCCGCCAUCGUUGUGUUGAAAACCCCUCUGUACGUCGCAUCAUGGGAAACGUCAGUAGGAAGACUGGAGCCCAGGUCAGUUGGAGCCACCAAGCGUUCGCUGUCAGGUGCAGUUCCCAGGUGAUUUGGACGAAGGUGCGCCGUGCCAUGGCGUCAGUGUGUGUGGCUGUCCGUGUUCGACCCUUGAACAAAAGAGAAAAGGAAAUGUCAGCGAAGGUGAUUAUCCACAUGAAGGGGAGGAUCAUUUCUGUAGACGGAAACCACAAGGACAUACACAAAGGUAUUCCUGGCAUUGGCCUGACGGACCGAGGAAGACAUUCAUUCUCCUAUGAUUUCUCCUACGACUCUACUGAUGUCAGAAGCCCCAACUUUGUGCCUCAGGAGAAGGUGUUUAAAGACUUGGGCUGUGAUGUCCUGAAGGCAGCGUUUGAAGGUUACAACGCCUGUGUGUUCGCCUAUGGACAAACCGGGUCAGGGAAGUCUUAUACCAUGAUAGGAAACCCAGAAGAUCUAGGUCUGAUUCCACGGAUCUGUGAUGGACUGUUCUGUCACAUAUCAGAGAUGGACCAGGUGGAUGGGGCCUCCUUCCGCAUAGAGGUCAGCUACCUGGAGAUUUAUAAUGAGCGUGUACAGGACCUCCUCACGACUAUGGAUCCAGGGAGCGGGUCAGGACUCCACCUCAGAGAACACCCCAAGGAUGGGCCCUAUGUGGAGAACCUGUCGACGCGCCUGGUUCAGAACUACACUGAUAUUGAGGAGCUAAUGUAUGCUGCGAAUGCCAAACUCAUCACGGCGAACACGGGCAUGAAUGACGUUAGCAGCCGCUCUCACUCCAUCUUCACCGUCAUCAUCACACAGGUUCGUUUUAACGCAGAGCUGCCGUGUGAGACUGUGAGUAAGAUCCACCUGGUAGACUUGGCAGGCAGUGAGAGGACUGGUGCCAGACUGAAGGAAGGAGCCAACAUCAACAAGUCCCUGGUCACUCUGGGUAGUGUCAUCUCUGCUCUGGCUGAUACAUGUGUGACUGGAGGAGGGAGCUCCCACACAGGGAAGAUGAAGAAGCAGCUGUUUAUCCCCUACAGAGACUCUCUUCUUACCUGGCUCCUGAAGAAUAGCCUGGGGGGAAACACCAAGACAAUCAUGAUAGCAACCAUUUCUCCUGCUGACGUGCACUACGGUGAGACACUGAGCACUUUGCGCUACGCUAACCGAGCUAAGAACAUCGUUGACUGUGGGCUUGUUGACGAGGACAGCGGCGUUAAAGUCAUCAGAGAACUGCAGGAGGAGAUCGGUAGACUGAGAGGACUGAUGGAGAAUAACAACCAGGAAGAGACUGUAGCUCUGAGGAAUGAGGGUAUCCGUGUAGUGUUGGACUCAGAACCACCUCAUCUAAUCAGCAUCGACGAUGAUCUUCUCAGCACCGGCGUUAUUUUCUAUCAUUUAAAAGAAUGCAGGACGCUGGUGGGUCGACACGAGGCGCCGUCCAAUCAGGAUAUCGGUGCUGUCAUCCAGCUAGGGAGAGGAACUAUGUUCCAUUUCAACCAUCCUAAAGAGACGGUCCAGCUCAGAGAGCAACGCAAGAGUGCACUUCUCUCCAGUCUGUCCAUGGCACACCUCUCCGAGCCCACAGAGAACCUGUCCAAGGAAAUGCUUUUCCAUUCCGGGAUGGAUAUGCUAGCUGCAGCAGGACUGACUGGAGACACUAGACAACAGAGGAGCUCUGUGGUCUCUUCUCCACUAAAGACCUGUACUGUAAUGCAGGCUGAUGGGUGUACUGUGGAGCCUAACACGGGCCCAGGUGUCCUGUCAGGUCUCUCUUCUGACGGCUGCAGCAGGAGACUGUACAAGGCCGGAGCCUGUCACAGUGGCCCUGCAGAGACCUCAUUAGGUGCUGUUGUAUCCCACCUGCAGAGAGGAGACGAAGGAGGAAUAGACGGAGGAACAGAGGAAGGAACGCACCACGCACACUUCCCGCUGGCCAGCAGCAGCUCAACAUACACACAGACCUCUCGGUUUGACAAACACACUGCCUCUCUGUCCCAGACCGAACACACAGUCUCCCGGCUGGACAGAGACAGACACAGACGCAGCCAGGCGGUACGCGGCCUACCGCUAGCAGCAUUGGAGGGCCAUUUCAGUCGCUGCAACAUGAAUUCAUCCAAGACCACGGUGGAGGGCUACGGAGACUAUUACAAGGAGGAGACCCAGGCUGGGGCUAGGAGGGAGGAGGAGGUUGAGCAGGUUAGCAGGGUAUCCCAGAUCUCUGGGCUUGGGGGGAAGCAUGAGCUAGACUCUCUGGGGGAAGAGAGCUCCAUCUCUGGGAUGGGUUCUGUGGUCAGCAGUGAGGUCUCUAUCUCUGGGAUGGGUUCUGUGGUCAGCAGUGAGGUCUCAGUGAGGUUCCCGGACACGUGGCGUCUCCUCCACAGCUCCCUCCCGAGAGUCCUGCAGCAGUUCUGGGACAGUACAGGAAUUCUGCAGCGUGGAGAUGGGGGAAUGGCUGGGAGUCUGCAACCUGGAGCUGUGGGAGGAGCCUGUUCCAGUUGGCCCAGUCAGGUUGUCUCAAUGGUGAGGGAGAGUCUGGUGCUGUCAGUGGUCAAAGACAGCCAGGUCUUCUCAUUGGUCAGAGAGAGUCACAUGUUCUCCUAUGUUAAAGACAGUCGGGUGUUCUCUAUAGUCAGUGAGCUGCCAUUGGUGCAACAGAUGAGCACUGAGCUAAGGCAUGACUUCAGGAGCAUUCCCAUUGAGCUAACUCAUGACUUCAGGAGCAUUCCCAUUGAGCUAACUCAUGACUUCAGGAGCAUUCCCAUUGAGCUAACUCAUGAUCUUCAGCAAGUGGAGUCAACUGGAAUACAGCAGAGGGCUAUUGACCUUAACACAGCACCAAAAAUGAACCUGCCCCUUCUUACAACCCAGAGUACUGUCUUCAGCCCAGCACCAAGCCUGUACCCAGCCCAAAAUGCCACUGAGUUCCCACAUAGACAGAACACUGGUAAAGAAGUGGAUUGGAGAACAGGGGAACAGAAUCCCAUCCGAGAACUGGAGUGGACUCCAGAAGGCAGACAGGAGGCUCCAUCUACGUCAGAGGUCCAGAUUACAACCAAGGAGGAGCUUUGGUCACCAGAGGACCAGAUCAAGAUGGAGGAGGACCAACAGUGUGUCACCGAUGGCGCCAAUGGCAGCAAGCCACAGUCUCCUCCAGAGCAGGGGGACAACGCCAGGUCUGCAGGUCCAGAGAAGAGCUCUGUUCCUGGGCAGGCGAAGCAGUGGACUGAGGGUGUCCAGGUAUAUUACCAGAGACUGGUGGAGUUCCCAGGGGCUCUGGUUCAACUCCAGUCCCUUCCCAUGUUCACCCUCCUGGGCUGUCUCCAGUCUGUUGUCCCCUCGGUCUUCACCUCGCAGAGACUCGUGGCUCUCUACUGGCUGGGCGUGGCCAACUGCAGCCAGCCCCACCCACACCCUUCUGUCGUCCUCUUAUUUGAGUCCUGCCUUUACGCCCUGACCUUUGACCCUGACAUGUCCGAUCAGACCACGCCUCUGACAGUGUUCCACCACCUCCCCCUGCUGCAGAUAAAGGAGAUCCAGGUUGGUUUUGGCGGUCAGAGUCUUCGUCUCACAGCCUCCACUAAGGAGAGUGUCCUGACCCUCUACACCCACAGCCAGACCCUCACCCAGGCCCUCACCCAGACCCUGCUAGGUGUGUUGUCCCCUGGGGACCAGCGAGUGGCUCACCACCCCUUCCUGAAGGAAGAUCUGAUGGCGCUUUCUCUGGACUGGAAGGCCCAGGUACCUGACCUGCUGUUGGAUGCUGGGCUCAGGCUGUCUGGUCACUUCCACAAGACCCUAGCUGACCUGGUGUAUAUUCUGCACGGCAACAUGGACAGAGAGAAGCCUAGUCUGGGAGAGGUCAGACUGCUGCUCUACACUACCGUUGGUGUGACAACGACCCCUGACCCCAGACCUGACCCCUGGGCCCAGUUCUUCCUCACGGAGACACACCUGGGACUGGUGCAGGAGAAUGCCGUGUUCCACCCUGCUCUGCGCCACCUCCCCCUGCUGUCCCGACAAGCACAGUUCCAGGGGGUGUCCCUUCGGUGCCGCUCUGACAUCCGCUGUUUGAUGGUCGGAGAUUGGGCUGGGAGCUCCCCAGCUGUGGGGGGAGAUGGAGCCGUUGAUGAAGGUGGGGCAAUUAGACUGGACAUCAUCCUGUCUCGGAACCGGAGGACCAGGGGAGAGAGGUGGGACAGGCCUAGGGAACAGCCUGGAAGAAGUGCUGCUGCUGUGAGGACGGUAGGAAGGGUGGCUGAAGCUGCUAUCCUGUACUCUAAUUCCUGUCCUUCGCCGCAUCAGCAGGCUGAAGUGUGGAAAUUAAAUUUCAGCUGCUCGUCGGAGGCCGCCUGUCUGAUUAAUCACUUGUCAAACGUCUCAAUGGUCACUGAUCAAGGACUGGACAGACCGUAAUGGAACUAGAGCUUAGACGGGACCGGACUGGACAGAAGAACUGGUACCUAACUCUCAUUGAGAGGAAGUCGAGGUGGCAGUACAGUCCCUCUCAAAACAACAAGAUGGAGAAUGUUUCUACUUUGGCACUACUAAAGGGCACUUUCCCCAAACACAGACUAAGAUAAGUCCAUGGACUUCUAAAAGCUUAAAAGACAAUCUCCUUGUACUUCAACUUUCAUCCAGGACUCGGGUUAAUCUGUGUCCAGGAAACAGGCCCAUAGAGUUACAUGAAUAUAUAUGAAUGUGUUUUGUUGUUCAACGUUUCCAUGCACUGAUUACUAUGAAAUAUUCAUAUCCCAUUUUCCACAUCUUUCUGAAGUGCACUUUAUUUUUUGGUCUGCUGUUUUCCAUGUUGUGGUGGUUUUUCAUUCACUGUUCCUGUUUUAGUUUACACUGUCGAGGGACCCCAGGACACUUCAUUAGAGAGAAUAUAGGCCAUUCUUUUUAAGGAUAAACAUGCAAAGGGAACAAAUAAUUGCAGAGUAUGCCUUUUUUAAGCAUAUUUGCACUUCUGACCACACAAAAGACAUGUGUUAUACCUCAAAUAUUUGAAAUGUUUGUGUUUUAUGGACAUAUGUAAACCUUUUUUUUUUAUUACUUUAUGUCAAAUAAUAUAUUAUGCAAUCUAAUUAAUUAUAUUUGUGGAAUAUUUGAAUUACUUGGUAGUUUCAGACACUUGUGUGUUUAAAAAUAUGUGUGUUUAAAAUGGUCAUGUUUACAAUGCUGCAGGUGGAAAAGAUGUGUUUUUGUUUAGGUUUGUCAAGCAUUAAAAGUUAUAUAACUUC